AUGUCUCCAGCACCGGCAUUUCUUCAAUUGAGCCCCGCAGAGCAAAGGGCUAGGUUUCUCAGAAUAUCUCAAGUCUGUGACGAACAUCUAGACGAUGCUUUCGAAAAAGUGGACUCUGAGUGGGCCAUGCUAGAAGGACAGAAGAAGAUAAAUGCUAAGAGAAACAGAUAUCUGAAUGUGUUCCCGUACGACAAAACUAGGGUCGCUUUACCCGUACUUCCUGGAGCAAGAUCAGACUAUAUCAAUGCGUCUCAUAUAAACUUGGCCGGAGGGUUCAACUACAUCGCUGCUCAAGGCCCGUUGCUCAAUACAAUUCCACAUUUCUGGGCUAUGGCAUUUCACCAGGCUGAAUUGCAGAAAGUUGAUACCGUGGUGGUAGCGAUGAUGACACCCUUGGUUGAGAAUGGAAGAGAGAAGUGCAGCCACUACUGGCCCGAUGCUAAAGACCCUACUUGGGAUUUCAGUGAAACCUUGAGGUCAGAAGGGAUCUCUCCCGGGGAAUUGAAGAUUACUUGGAAGAGCAGCGAAAGAAUUCACAACGGAGACCUCAUUCUCUCAGAGUUCAGAUUGGACUCACCGACUACCUCCAAAAAAGUUCUCCAUUUCUAUUUCCAGAGGUGGGAGGAUAACAAGGUCCCCGAUCUGAUGGACCCGAUUCUCGCUCUUUCUUUGGAGAUUCGGAAAAUCCUUGAGAAGGACCCUCGGAUAGCACCCAUCGUUCACUGUUCCGCUGGUGUGGGGAGAACAGGCACAUACAUCGCCAUAGAUUACUUGCUCAAUGGGCCCACUUUCUUUGCGCUGGACAUUGAUGACCCUGUGUUCGAUAUAACUACCAAGCUUCGCAACCAGAGGAUGAUGAUGGUUCAGACAGUCUUCCAGUACAUGUUUUUGUACGGUGUAGCCAGGCGGCUAUAUGAGGAGAAAAGCAUUGCCAAAGGCGCAUAG
Messenger RNA from Candidozyma duobushaemuli, 945 nucleotides. RefSeq names its product tyrosine protein phosphatase (gene PTP1). The transcript has a single exon. Gene Ontology annotation, molecular function: protein tyrosine phosphatase activity. Gene Ontology annotation, biological process: protein dephosphorylation. NCBI's taxonomy places the organism in Eukaryota, Fungi, Ascomycota, Pichiomycetes, Serinales, Metschnikowiaceae. Bases 1 to 945 code for a protein of 314 amino acids. The record is from RefSeq and is a predicted model, not a curated record.